Messenger RNA from Nicotiana attenuata, 1536 nucleotides. RefSeq names its product F-box/FBD/LRR-repeat protein At1g13570-like. Lineage: Eukaryota; Viridiplantae; Streptophyta; Magnoliopsida; Solanales; Solanaceae. Gene Ontology annotation, molecular function: protein binding. The transcript has 4 exons. The record is from RefSeq and is a predicted model, not a curated record. The coding region runs from base 419 to 1495 and encodes 358 amino acids.
ACAAUUUCGGGAUUGCUAAUGGUUAUGGAGGUUCUGUAAUGAGUGAUCAUAAUGGAAGCAAAUAAUUAGAAAGAAGUAGGAGGAGAACCAUGAGGUCUCGGUUCAAUACUACCGAAGACGAAAACAUUAGGUGAUUUCUUCCGAUCCACCCAAGCCUUGGUGGGUAGAGCCGUAGAGCUACCUGGUACCAGUGAUUUCUUCCAAGAGUUGCAGUUUACACCUCACAGGAUAAUAUGGAAGGAACACAAAGAUGUGUAUUUUCCAGUGAAGUCUGCAUACAAGAUCUUGUCUCAGGAAAGUCAACAACAACAAAUAUGGCCAUGCAAAAGGAUAUGAGGAAAAAAAAAGCACCUUACAAGGUUGAAUGCUUCUUUUGGUUAGUGGCUAGAGAGGCUUGCUUGACCCAACACAGUUUACAAUGAAGGGGAUUGAUAAUUUGCAACAGUCCUAUCAGUGUUGUAUGAUGCCACCUAAGCGCAAAAAACAUGGUUGUGAAAGUUUACCUACCAAUCUCCCUGAGAAUGUUAUCAAUGCCAUUCUGAUGUGUUUGCCUUUGCGUGAUGCUGUGAGGACAAGCAUCUUAUCGAAGAAAUGGAGGUAUAAGUGGUGCAGACUUCCACAGUUGACACUUGAUGAUAAAAUUUGGAAGACGACAAAUAACUUGCUAUCCCCUUCUAUUAAGUUUACAAACAUUAUGUACAACAUUUUGACCCUUCAUUCAGGACCGAUUACUAAGUUUACCCUUUCCAUGUCUGAACUGAAAAAGUAUCCUAAGAUUGACAGCUUGAUAUAUUUGCUCUCUAGGAACGGCAUUGAACAUCUUGUUGUUCAAUUUUCAGAGUGGAACCUAUACAAAUUGCCUUCGUCAUUUUUCACUUGUUCCCAGUUGAGGCAUUUGACCCUCCAGAAUUGUCUAAUAUGUCCUCCACCGGCCUUCAAAGGAUUCGAUAUGUUAAUUAGCCUGGAACUGUGUCAUGUCUCAGUUUCUUCCAUAUCACUGGAAAGUUUAAUCUCUUCUAGCCCGUACCUUGAGAAUUUAGUGUUGAAAAUCUCAGAUACUUUAAGCCACAUUCAAAUUAAAGCCCCCUUGUUGAAAUCUUUCGGUUUCACAGGCUGUACAAAAUUUAUUUCCUUAAAAAAUGUUCCUCAUCUUACUAAACUCUCUCUUAUGUAUGGUGAAUCUUAUGAAGAUUCAGAAAAAUGUGAUCUUGACAAAUUUCUUCGGUCAUUUCCUGUUCUUGAGCAUCUGCACUUGGAAUAUGGAAGUUCCCAGUUCUUGGUUGCUGAUGUACCAAAACGGCUUUCCUCUGCUCUUGACCAUCUCAAACAUCUUUACGUAUCUGUGGAUGAAUUAGAUGAUAUUUCCUGUGCUCUUUGCUUGAUACGAAGUGCCCCAUAUUUACAAACUCUCGAAGUGAAGGUAUCUAUGGAUGAAUCGGAUAAUGAAGUUGAUGAGGUUUCUGCAUUUUGGAUAAGUGUCUUACUUAUUCCAUGAUUGUCUUAAUGAUUGAACCAAAGCCCUGGGUUUCAUCUCUU